This is a messenger RNA of Pyrus x bretschneideri (Chinese white pear), 786 nucleotides long. Its product is annotated as dirigent protein 22-like. The transcript has a single exon. The record is from RefSeq and is a predicted model, not a curated record. NCBI's taxonomy places the organism in Eukaryota, Viridiplantae, Streptophyta, Magnoliopsida, Rosales, Rosaceae. The coding region runs from base 71 to 598 and encodes 175 amino acids.
AUAGAAACCAACUGAGAAAAUCGCAACGCAAUAAAACUUCUCUACAUCCUUCAUCUUCCUGCCUACUCCAAUGGCAUUGAACUUCAUAGCAAAGUUGCUGUUAGUUCUAACCUUUGCCGCUUUUUCGGCCGGUGCUACAAGAAGUCAGCUCAAAGAAACCAAACUGACCGUGUUCUUCCAUGACUUCGUUGCCGGUCCGAAUACCACAGUAAUCCCAGUUGCAGGUAUUGCCGGCAAACUUUGGACCUUCACUCAGUUCGGAACAGUUUACGUGACUGAUGAUCCGUUAACCGCAACACCGGAUCUAAACUCAGCCGUAGUCGGGCGAGGCCAAGGCGUGUAUGUGACAUCCGGGCUGGACGGACUCAACACUCAUGUGUUGAUAUCGAUUGUGUUCGCAAACAAGAAGUACAAUGGCAGCACAUUAGAGAUACAAGGAACCAGUAAGCAGUUCGAGGCGGUUAGGGAGGUUUCGGUGGUCUCCGGUACCGGAAAGUUUCGAUUUGCGAGAGGAUACGCUACGUUCGAAACGUUGCUUGUGGAUGCUGCAACUUUCUACUCGGUUGAGAGAUGCAACGUUACAGUGGAACAUUACUAGAAGAUCUCUGUGUUGAUGCCAUGGCCUCUUACUUUUGUUAAUUUAUCUGUAAUCCCAAACAUAUGCUUCGAAUUCGAUAUAACUGUUGCUAAUAUCAAAUCUGCGUCAUGUCUUUUUCGUGUCACAUGCUGGCAAUGUAUUCAGAUAAGACGGCUAUCGUUAUAUAUUAUAAAUCCAAUAAUUUAAGA